This is a messenger RNA of Formica exsecta, 5541 nucleotides long. Its product is annotated as transmembrane protein 94. NCBI's taxonomy places the organism in Eukaryota, Metazoa, Arthropoda, Insecta, Hymenoptera, Formicidae. Gene Ontology annotation, molecular function: nucleotide binding. The record is from RefSeq and is a predicted model, not a curated record.
AGACCUCGUUACAUUUGGAUAUCGUUUUGCGUGGGAAGGAAGUUGUAAAUCCAAGUGAAAUUAUACAAUUAUAGAUCUCGUAGCAUUAAAAUCAGCAGGCGAUGCAAACUUUACUUUGCACGAAUUUAAUAAACAAUAAAUAGCAAACGUGUGAAAAUAUCAAUUUUUAUUCAAAUUUCGUGUACUUUUUCAUUGCUGCGCAUGCUCAUAUCGCUAGAAUUUUAUCGGAAUAAAAUGGAGAACGACCGAUUAAGUGGCAAAGAUACUAAGAAGGAUGGGAGUGCCGAAGCUAAGUCUAAAAAAGUUUUAGGCUUGACCACCACGAUAGCUUUGGAUACACUGCAUCGUGACGUUGGACGUGUUUUGCAGGAGUAUGAAGAGGAUUACAGAAGAAACAAGAAGUACAAAGGUUGGCUGAAGGAUACUUUACACCAUCGCAGCCAGUACACGACUCUCUGUUGGACCUCUGCGAUUGCGCUGUUGAUUAACGCCGUUAUUCUCAUAGUUGCGUUCUUUACGCUCAAUGAAACACGGUAUUCUACACUGCCAUACGAAGGACUGAUAGUCUGUUGUUUAGUAGUAUUGAAUUUUAUUUUAGUCAUGCUGGAUAACAAAUUACGACACGAAGAGAUCCCUCGUAGAGUGAAAAUUCUUCUUGACCAACUUAACGUCGCACGUUCUACGUGCAGAUGGAAGUCUGAAAACUAUCCGCAUCUAUGCAGUCCACAGUCCCCUUGCCUAACUCUGCAAUGGACAUAUCGCGAUGGCGAAAUAGUCAACUUGCCGUGGGCGUUAUUGGUGGCUGGUGAUAUAAUCGUGAUGAAACCAGGUCAACAAGCACCCGGAUAUUGCGUGCCGUAUGACGAUCCGGAAGUGCCGGUUUUGCACACUAGAGAAACCUACAGCCCACCCGUACACAGCGCCAACGAGAUCUUCUCUACGCCGCAGGCUCGCAUGCCUCUGAAGAACAAGAUUUACAAGCUUCAGGAGACGCCGUACUUGGUGAAUCUGCGAAUGGCGCUGGAUCAAGCGCUCGAUCGGCCAGUCACCUAUCAUAAUUGCAAGCGUCAUUUACUGAUGAUCUGCUGUAUCGAACAUCUGGCUUAUCCAAUACUUCUGAUCGUUAUUCUCGUAAUCAAUCUGCUCCGUUAUCUGUAUUUGGCGAACUAUUUUGGUAUUGGCCACUGGAGCGAGAUGUUCCUGUUGCAACCGAUUGCCGUGAGUCUUCCGUUGUUGCCAUUGGUGUUCCCCUCUUGCUGGAUAUUCCUCAAUUGCUUCGGCAUGGCUCGCUUUAAGGCAUUGUUCAAGCUCUAUCUCUCAGCGAAAAAACUUCAGUUUAUAGAUCCUUUCGAAGACGCGGACAUCAAUGGUCCCAAUCAUCCGGAUGUAGUGUACAACUGGCUUGAACUUAAGAAAUACUUUUUCGACAUCCUUUUCGGCAAAGAGCACAUGAUGUCGCGAUCUGCGAGUAUCUUGCAUGUUCUAGGUUCUGUGACUGCAUUGUGUUGCGUGGACAAGAAGGGACUUCUCUCAUGGCCUAAUCCCACAGCGGAGAAAGUAUUUUUCCUACGUAACGCGAAUAAUACUUUGUCACCAAGCUCGAGUACUGGCAGCGUGGACAAAACAGCGGAUAAAACCCAGGAGUCCGAAGAAACGAAGAUGAAAUCCAAUAGAACGUCUUAUGUACAACACGAUAUGUCACACUCCGUCGCUGAGGUGUUAGAUCUCACGCACGAUCAUGCUCUGCCAUUCCGGCUGCAAUUUGAUGAUCAUUCAUGGCGACAGCAUCUCAACUCGUUGAAGCCACUCGGCCUGGCAAUUCUUCUCAACACAUGCAACAUGGAUACGCAGGAGCAUUACACGCAGUUCUGUUGCCAUGUAACCUGCGAGGCUCUGUACAACGAAAAUCUGGUCCCAGUUACGAACAGACGAUGUCUGUGUGAACUGGCAAUGCAAAUCGGCUUCCAAGAUCAAGCGCAGAAAAUUUUUCAAUUGGAGCAACAAUUAUGCACAUUCAGACACGUGCAACCAGAAAUGGUCAGACGUGAUAUCAAAUUCGCGCGUUCACUGAGCAUCGCAACAAAAUUGAAGUUUCCGUUCCCUCACAUGGUCGCCGUGGUUGUGAAGGAACGCAGCGGCGGUGGUCUGCAAUUAUUAACGCAAGGAACUGCCGACAUAAUUCUGGACUCGUGCAUCGAAUACUGGGACGGUCACGAUCUCUGUCCUCUUUCCGCAUCGGACAGGAAAAAAGUGCAGGACUUCUAUCAGAGAACGAGCUUGACCUCGUAUUGCACCGCGUUCGCUUAUCGACCAUUAACACGCGCCAUCAGGGAUAAGAUGUCCGAAAUAUAUAUGGAACUUCCCGCGGACAGUAAACACUUGUACACACCCCAUAGAAGCCCGACCCCUCUGCCGUGGGACUUUAGAAAUGUUCUCGAUCCCAGAGUACGAGGAAUACUUGGGCAGUUUCAUUCGACAGAUUCUUUGUUGUGCAACGAAAAUAAGGAUGACGAUGUGAGCAACAUUGAAGGCUGCUUCGACGUUCAAUGCAAUCAGGUCUUCAUCGGCAUGGUCACGAUGCAAUAUCAGGCACAAUUUUCUAAUUCGUGUUAGAGAGAACAAACUGCCAAGAGCUUGAAUGUAAGAUGUAUACGUGUAUAUUGCAGGAGACAGCAAUGGCUGGAGAGAUAUCCGCAUAUGCCACCGUCCGAGAGUCCAGUGGGUUGGUGGGUGAGCCAGGCGGCAGCCAUGUCCUCACCCACUCCUUCACCCACGGCCCAAUCUCAUCAGCCUAAUUACUCCUGCAUGGACGAGGCCAGCCACUUGCUUAAUCGUGUCUUACCUCGCACCAACCUGAACAACAGCCGAGCGAUGAGUUUGUCGGCACCGAGUGCCAUUAAUACAGAUUUCACGACAGUGAAGUUCGACGAUGAGACCACCGAAUGGAACAACACAGGGACUUCGCAGGCCAAGAGCGCUAUGAGCCACAGGGAACAGGAUACGAUGAGAAGCGAGGAUAGUGUCCUGGUGCAGAGCGUCGAUCUGGGUUCGGGUCAGGAGGCCUGGAGGUCCUUGAGCUGCCUCACCGAUAGCACCGAACAAAGCGCGCCGGUCAAUUUCGAUCUGUCCAACAGAGCGAAACUACCGAGAGGCAUAGACAAGAUACGUCCACACAUAGAACUAAUCGAUAACGUGCCGCUGCUCGUGUCUCUAUUCACCGACUGCAACACCACGGUGACACGCGAGAUGCUGCACAUCAUGCAGGAUUAUGGCGAGGUGGUAUGCGUGCUCGGUUCAUCCGCCAACGCCGAGAACAUGCCGAUCUUCAUGCAGGCUGACGCCGGAGUGGCGGUGGAGCCGUUGUAUCCUCAAGUAUGUCAGAAAGUGUCCGUGUUGAUGCCCACCACGGAGGACCAAGGAAUCUCUCCCGUCGACCUCAGUAGAGCGCUCAAUUCCGUUGCGUGCUCGUUGAGCGUGAAGCGAGAGGAUCCCGUAGCGAUUUUCCAUCUCAUUAUGGAGGCUCGUCAUUACAUGAAGAAUCUAUGGAACUGCAUGCAAUUCUGGCUAUGCUGCUCGGUCACGCUUGCCUUCACGCAAACAUUAUCGGCUUUCUUGCUACUGCCGCCACUGUUCUCCAUCGAUCAGAUACUCUGGUUGUGCUGCUUGAUCAUCCCCGUGCUGUCGACGUCCAUGAUCGCCACGCCGAUAGAUUCGACGAUAAUGCAACGCGCUACCGGGAAGAAUCAGUGCAUAGUCAAUGGAGAGAUCACGCUAUUCGUGUUGUGGUGCUAUGGCAGCAAGUUUCUACCGACGAUGAUCACGGUGAUCCUGUCGCAGUGCGUCUCCUUUCUGUCCCUCUGCCCCAUCUAUAUGCCGCAGAAUUCCAAGUGCCUGUAUAUAUAUCCGGAUCCGCGGGACCAGAUUUGGAACGGCUGGGGCAGCAAACCCAUCGUCAUCCUUGUCGUGCAACAUUUCGCCCUGACCCUUAUAGUUCUGCACUUUGUUACGAUAUCUGUCAGCUUUGUGCAUAGGGAAUACUCUAUAUGGAGGAAAAAUCCUAUGAAUAAUUGCACUUGGUUUCUCAGUGUGCUUAUUGUAUUAUGUGUGCAAGCGGCGUUCUCUGGCGUAGUGUUCCGCAGAUUUUGGCGAGAAGAAGGCAAAAAGAUCGAGAACUUUCCAAUAUACAUGCCAUUGUUCUUUUUACUCUCUAUUCCACUGACAUUCGCGAUUAACGAGUUAAUCAAGUGGCAAGAGAUCAAAGUCAAUGUUAGAUACCAGAAAAGAGCACGUCUAGAAUUUGGCACAAAGCUGGGAAUGAAUUCGCCAUUUUAGUUCAGUUUGCGGCAUCGUUUGUCUUCAUCACAAAUGUGUUUAAAAAAAGAAAUACGGGUAUAAUAUUAAGUGUAUUAUAAUUUGAUUAUUACCAUAAUUUGAACAGACUGUUUAAGGAUCAAGCGCAGAUAAAAAAAUAAUUCCUAUUUUCUCCUAUAAAUAUUAUAAAUAUAUAUUAUGAUUUAUAGAAUUUCAGCGUCACAUAUAUUUAAAGUAUUUGUACAGGAAUUAUAAGCACUUUCAUCUGUAGUUGUUUCUUAUUAGCCUGUUCAAGUCAUCUUGAAGAGAUAUUUGCUGCAGAGCUAUUAAUAUAUAGGAAUAAUUACAAAUAUUAUACAGAUGUUAUACUUCAGUUGUUGCAAGCUCUAAGGAUUUAGAACGGUUUUGACAGAGAGAUUCAUGUACUUAAUUAAUGUCAAAUAUUGCCAAACGAUAGAUAGGAAUAGAGCAUUGGUAUUUUUCUAAAACGACGUGCAUAUUUAUAAUUUAUGAUUGACGGAGUCAUCAAUUAUGAGCUUAAACGGGCAUUGUGCAGAAUUUCUUUCACGCGAUAUACAUUGCGGAAUAGAGUUUCUAUUAUAUUUUGUAAGAUUGCUUGAUAAAGUAAUUUCUAUGACGCCGAGUUUCUUUAUACAAGCCGUAAUAAUCAUUGGAGCGCAUGACUUUUCUCGUGAUUAUAUCAUAAUUUUAGAUGCCCAUACAUAGGUAUCAUUAAUCCCUGAAUUUCGUUUUUCCCUAAAUAAUCGUUUAAAAAAACGAUUUUAUAAUUUAUGUAGCGAAAAAUCUCAAAAUAAUUAUUGAAAGAUUUAUUUCAGAGAUUUUUUCAAAAUCCGUAGCAACGCGAGAGUACCUGAUGAAUCUGAUGAAUCUUGUAUUUGAUGAUCUUAAUGCUAUGUAGACUAACUUGUACAUAAAUGUUCCUAUUGUGAUAGUAACUUAUUUGUGUUUAGAGAUUGUACUUAUUUGUGAUUAGGAAAUUUUAGCAAAUUAAAUGUACUCGGCGAGAGAUUGUGACUGCAAGUCCUAUCAAGAAAUUCGAAUUUUAAAUGAAAGUCUCGCUGGUACGAGGUUCUUUGAUUGUGAAAUAAUCAGAUAUUUUGAUCGUACAAACUUUUGUCGACUACCACAAGUGAUAAAAUGCGAUGUAAUUGUCGAGAUUUUGUUUUUUAAACAGAAAUACAUUCAAACCUCUGUAUUCUUAGCAAACUU